Paramisgurnus dabryanus is the source of this 3047-nucleotide messenger RNA. It is a transcript of the gene slain1b, whose product is annotated as SLAIN motif family, member 1b. Gene Ontology annotation, cellular component: microtubule plus-end. The record is from RefSeq and is a predicted model, not a curated record. Gene Ontology annotation, biological process: microtubule nucleation; positive regulation of microtubule polymerization; cytoplasmic microtubule organization. Lineage: Eukaryota; Metazoa; Chordata; Actinopteri; Cypriniformes; Cobitidae.
GUGUGUCUGUCUCUGUGUGUAUUGUGAGGUGAUAGUCAGACGGUCUCGCGCCGCUCAUUGGCAGAGAAUCUCACGCGCACAGUUUAGUGGAGCGCGCGUCGGUGCUGGUGUGCGCGCGCGGGUUCGGUGCGGAUGGACGCGGCGGUGCUGAUGCCGGACGUGCGCGCGGAGCUGGAGGUCCAGAAGCUGCAGGAGCUCGUGCGAAAACUCGAACGGCAAAACGAGCAGCUUCGCAGCCGCGCGAAUAUCGCGCCGCCCGCGAGCUCCUGCUGCGUCCCGAGUCCGGCAUCGAACCUCGCAUAUCACUAUUUCCCUCCGGAUGAUCCGUUUUCGUAUUUCCAGCCGCAUUCCGCCGCGGAGGAGGAUGACGAGCCCCGCGCGCUUCUGGACCAAUUGGAGAUUCUGGACCUGGAUAUCAUCUUCCCGAGCUAUGAGGAGUCUGAGGAGACCUGGCUCUAUGUGUCCCCGAGGUCUCUGUGGUCCGGUGAAGUUUCGAGCGCUCUGGAUUGGUGUCGACGGGUUCUCGAUCAGCAGCGGUCAGAUGUGAAUACCAGGAAACAAACACUGCAGUCCGUGAACAGAUGGAGGUCAGGUUUGUCCCCUGCUUAUCCUCGUGCUCGUGUAGUUGGAGUUUCUCCUCUCUGCACCUCCUCUAAACCCUCCACACCUGACUCCUGUACAGCAGGUGGUGUUAGACGCGCUCCUCUCAGUCAGGUGUCUCCAGAUGUCAGCGUGAUGUCUGAUGAUGAUUCUCUUAGUUUGAGUUAUAAACUGCAGGAUCUCACUGAUGUUCAGGUGAUGGCUCGACUGCAGGAAGAGAGUCUGCGUCAAGAUUUCACCACCACCACCUCAUCCUCGUCUUCUCACAAUCGUCGCAGUGCCAGCUUUUCCUUCCAGUUUGUCCAGCGAGCCGAGUCACACGAGGAAGAAGAGGAUGAUGAUGAAGAUUACGAUCAGUUGCCCCCUCCACAGCCGCGUCUGAGUCGGGCCGGAUCUCUUCGGCACUCGCACACCUUCAGCGGCGUCAGGGACUGGAGGGGACCGCAGUACACCGCCAUCUCACCUUACCAACCUCAAUCUGCCUCAAACACGAGCGCCACAUCCUCCAGCGAGCAGACGGACCUCAGGAUCUCCUCAGAUAAGCUGAGGAGGAGUUUGCCAAAUCUCCUGAGAUCUCCGAGCGUCUCCAGCAUCUCAAUCCCUGUCAGUCAAAUAUCUUCAUCCAUCAGGAACAGUCAGAGCUUUGAUUCAUCUGUUGCACUGGGACGACUUCAGACCGCCAUGUCGUCUCCCGGGCAGCUGCGGCAUCGCGUUCAAAGCGUUGGAAACUUCUCAUCUCGUCCAUCUCUGAAGGCCACAGCUUACGUCAGCCCAACGGUAAAGGGUUCUUCAUCCAUGACAUCAUCACUCAGUUUACAAUCUCUCUCCACCGCUGGGAGUCCACAGCCCAGUAAAGCGGGCGGCUCUCAGAUCCCAGCACGCAGUGCUCUGCCGCGGCCGGCGUCUUUCGUAUCGACCGCCUCGACCCCUCGCAGCAAACUCGCUACACCCGUACGCAGUUUGCUGACACCACCAAAGAGUCUGAUGACGCUGAGCGCUCUGCGUGAUGGGAGCUGGCGUGAUGGAUGUUACUAACCGGUCUGAGAGAGAUGUAGGUCAGGGUUUAACUACUGAAGCAAUGAAGCGACGUGUAAACGGGACGUGUUAAGAAUUGCCCUGCUGGUUAGGGCGUCUCUCUUUCUCACUCACCAAGUGUUCUUGAGAUCAGAGUUAAAUAACCAGGAGUGACGUCCAUUCAGUUAUUUACCAGAGCUUCCUCUUAAUGUGAACAAUGAGUGUGAAUGAAGAUCUGUCAGAAAACCUUUGAGUGAUUUGGGCAUAAAAACGCUUUCAUGCUGCUGAAAUAAAACAACUUGAAAUGUUAUUUAAAUACAGUUUUUGUCAUUCAAAAGGUUUUAACCAAAUUUCAUCAGGUUUUUAACUCUUUACAGGUAAAUAACUCUUUAGAUGUGGAUGUGUUUAUACCUUUAAUUUAAUAAUAAUAAUAAUAACAACCCUUUUUAUAGACAUACACUUAACAUUUACUCUUGUGUAUAUGGACCAAGUAUUGUGUUUUUAUUCCGCUGAACUUUAGAUUGUUGUAUUUAUUUAAUGUCUUGUAUGUUUUCUUUCUUGAAUAAUGGCCACAGAUGUAGCAGAUUACUUUAAGUUAUGUUUGUUAUUUUGUUUCUGGGUUUAUUUCCAUAUGUUAUAAAUGUGUACACGACAGGUUAUUUCUGUAAGUAAGAAUUUUCUUUCUCUUUGAUAUUUGAAUGAGUGUGUCAGUAUUUACAGUCAUAAUAAUGUUUUAUUUGUAUUGACAGUCUGUGUGUUUAAACACUUCAAUACUUUCUCAAUCUACUGGACUCUACUAGUGUCAACUACUAACCAAUACUAAUUAAUCCAUUAAUCUGCUGCUGGUUGACUUCUGUACUGUAUGUAUGACAUAUUUUUAUUGAUACACGGUGAUAUAAAGGAAAAGCUCCAGUGAAUCCCACACAUAUGAUGAAAUGUACAUUGCACUGUAAGUCACUUUAGACGAAAUCUUCUGCGAAAUGUAAAAAUGACUUUCUGUAUUUUAUAGUUUCUUAACAUUAUUCAAACCUUGUCUAGUUGGAUGAUCAAGACUGAAUUGUUUGAAUGCAUUUUUUUGCUGUUGUUUUGUUUAAUUAUUUAUUGUGAUGUAAUUUAUGAAUGUUUAGUGACGUUUAAUUAAAAGGUUUUCCUCUGGGAAUUAAUAAAGCCUCUCACCUCACAACCUUUCUUUAUUUUCUUCCAAUUUGGGUUGACUUUAAAAACUAAAAAGGAAAUUUCGUCAGCACUUAGUCACAAUCACACGCAAACUCUGAAUACAUGAAAGAUAAUCGCAUAAAUACAUGAAAAAAAAUUUACUUCCCAUACCGGGAGUCGAACCCGGGCCGCCUGGGUGAAAACCAGGAAUCCUAACCGCUAGACCAUAUGGGAGGUGUCGAGUGCCAUUACAGCUGCUCGGUAAUUAUUAAUGACAC